AUGGCGUGGUGUGAUCUUCCCCCAAUGAGUCUUUCAUCUUUUCCUCAUUUCAAUAAUUCGAAAGAUUUUACUUCUCUUGAGAGUCUACAUCUUGAAAACAAUCAACUUAAAGGUGGCAUUCCAAAAUUCUUUGGGGAUAUAUGUACUUCACGUGAAUUGCGUUUGUCGGGGAACAAUUUUGAUGGACAACUUGUUGAGCGUAUCAAUGAUUUGUUUGGAUGUGCAAAAGACUCAUUUGAGGUUUUGGAAUUAGCAAGGAAUCAAUUUACCGGAUCAUUGCCUGAUUUUGCAAUAUUUCCAUCAUUAAAAGAAAUAAAUCUUUUUUCCAACAAAUUAAAUGGGACUGUGUCCAAAACCAUUGUAAGCCUUCAUAAACUAGAACAUUUAGAUGUUUCUUCAAAUUCUUUGCGAGGCGUCAUAUCUGAAGCACAUUUUUCAAAUCUUUCCAAAUUACGGCACUUGCAGUUAUCUAAUAAUUCUCUUACUCUUGAAUUCGACUUCAAUUGGGCUCCCCCUUUCCAACUGGAUGAAAUGUACUUGAAAUCUUGCAAGUUGGGGCCUACAUUUCCAAAUUGGAUCCUAACCCAAAGCAAUGUUACUACCAUUGAUAUCUCCCAUGCUGAAAUUUCUGAUACCAUUCCAGCAGAGUGGUUUGCGAACUUGCCUACUAAAUUAGUACUUUUAAAUCUUUCUUGCAACCAAAUACAUGGACUGCUACCUAAUGUGACGAAGAUGCCUUUGAAUGCUCAUACAAUUGAUUUGAAUGCUGAUCGUUUAGAGGGUCCAUUGCCACUUUUUUCAACUAAUCUCAGCUCCUUGAGUCUCUCUAAAAAUCGAUUCUCUGGUUCACUUACGCUUCUUUGUAAAAUCAAUGGCGGGUUGUUGGGUUUCCUAGACCUAUCUGAUAACCUAUUAUCUGGAGCACUUCCAAAUUGUUUUAUGCAUUGGCCUAACCUAUUUAUUUUGAAUUUGGCUGGCAACAAUUUCUUUGGUGAGGUUCCAAGCUCUUUGGGCUUGUUGUUGAUGCUUGUAACAUUGAGUCUGCGUAAUAACAAUUUCUCUGGAGAUUUUCCUUUAUCCUUGAAAAAUUGCAGCUCCUUGAAAUUUAUGGACUUGGGAAACAAAGUACCAGCAAGGAUUGCUGAAGGCUUGCCACAGUUGAUUGUUCUUAUAUUACGUUCCAAUAAGUUCAAUGGAAGCAUACCAUGGCAUAUAUGUCAGUUGAAAUAUUUACGCAUCUUGGACUUCUCUCUAAAUGACAUAUCUGGAACUAUACCACAGUGCCUCAAUUUCAUUGCCAUCGCUCACAAAGGAAAAUCUUCCAGUAAUCUCUUUGAUGGUGAUUACCUGGGCACAGAUGGAGGCUAUGUUUGUAUGGGAAUAUAUGUUGACAGUGCAAUGGUUGUACUAAAAGGGAGGGAGUAUGAGUAUGGUAAAAAUCUUGAACUAUUAAAGAUCAUUAACCUUUCAAGCAAUAAACUAUCAGGAAAACUUCCUAGUGAAAUCUCGAGCCUUUUGGAGUUGGCUGUAUAUCCAAAAGCAACUUAA
Molecule: messenger RNA, 1548 nt
Organism: Quercus robur (English oak)
Lineage: Eukaryota; Viridiplantae; Streptophyta; Magnoliopsida; Fagales; Fagaceae
Product: receptor-like protein EIX2
Exons: 1
Coding region: 1-1548 (515 amino acids)
Molecular function (GO): protein binding
Source: RefSeq, a predicted model, not a curated record